Camelus dromedarius (Arabian camel) is the source of this 2998-nucleotide messenger RNA. RefSeq names its product stress associated endoplasmic reticulum protein family member 2 (gene SERP2). Gene Ontology annotation, cellular component: endoplasmic reticulum. The record is from RefSeq and is a predicted model, not a curated record. Lineage: Eukaryota; Metazoa; Chordata; Mammalia; Artiodactyla; Camelidae. Gene Ontology annotation, biological process: endoplasmic reticulum unfolded protein response. The transcript has 4 exons. Bases 9 to 245 code for a protein of 78 amino acids.
CCGGAAGGAUGGCGAGGAAGUGGGAGCCGAGAGCAUUUCCUAGCGCCCAAGCCAUGGUGGCCAAACAGCGGAUCCGGAUGGCGAACGAGAAGCACAGCAAGAACAUCACCCAGAGGGGGAACGUAGCCAAAACCCUGAGGCCGCAAGAAGAGAAAUAUCCUGUGGGACCGUGGCUGCUGGCCCUCUUUGUUUUUGUUGUCUGUGGCUCAGAUCAGCAUGGACUGUUUUUCUUCGGAAUGUCUUGAAUCUUUGGAUAUUUUCAAGACUGCCUAGCAGUUCCUUCUGAAGACUCAACUCCCCUAGUUCUCUCAACCUCGUCCUCAUCAGAUGUGGUUUCUAGACCCUUCUUCUGAUUCCACGCCAUGACUCUCUUAAGGUAUAGCAUUUGCAACUGCAGAAGUUGGUCUAAAAGUGGUGCGACUGCCACAGAGGCAGUAGGGCUGUCACUGCCCUUGAUCUCAUCACCUGGCUUCUAUUAAUAUGCCCCAGGCUUGCAGUUUGUUUUUAACAGUCAUGGCACAUCUGAGACUCACAUCGGGCUAUUGGCCAGCCAGUCCCUACCAAGCUCUUCUUUACAUAAACUUCUUGCAAGCUUCAAAGAUGCCUCUACCCGCCCCUGCCCCUGCCCCUGCCAUCUACAGUUGUCCCUUAGCUGCAUCACACAUGGUUUUAUUUUACUCAUGGCCCUCAUCAACAUUUGAAAUGAUUUAAUAUGUUUACUAUUAUCCAUUUCCCUCUACUAGGAUAUGAGCUCAAGGAAGGCAGUGUUUAUCUUCCACUAAAUUUUUAGAUCCUAGCACAGUAUUUAGCACAUGGUGAGUGCUUAAUCUGGUUGGAUGGAUGGAUGGAUGGAUGGAUAAAGCCAGAUAUUUCCCAUGCUGUAGAUAUUAUGUUGACUUUUUUUAAACCUAAUAUAAAGCUUCAUGGACAUUUCUGUUAUUGAUUUCAUUGUUGGUUGUCGACUGUUUUUCUGCAGAGCAGCCAUAAAGUCUGGAAAACAUAGAACAUACAUGAUAAAUGGUUACCGAUAUUCCUUUAUAAUGUGCAGUAUGGUUAGUGACAUUACAUGGUAUAUUCAGUGUAUUGCCUUGCAUUAGUGAUGCAUAGUUCAGAGCAUUGUGAAAAAUUGCAAUGAUUGCAGCACAUUAAUGCAGCAUCUCCUGCAUAUUCAUCCAUGAUGCUUAGCCUCGGACAACCUGUCUCUGAUUUUCUUCCAAACACAAACCAAACCAAAAAAAAAAAAAAAAAAAAAAAAAUCCAUGCCUUUAUCAUGCCACAGAAAAAUCAAGAAAAAGCCAUCUAUAUAAAAAAAAGUUGUCAAUGUUUUCAGGCUUUAUGGCCAACCUGUAGAUUGUUAGAUCUUGAACCUUGAGCCUUUUAUCUAAUUAUCUUUCUCUUCUCCUUUAUGGUUUCUUGAAAUUUAUUAUUUUUCCAAGUCACUGAUUAAAGUCUAGACUUGGAGAAGCCCACAGGACACAAUUAGCAACAGCUCCCCUCAGGUCGACUUUGAACCUCUCAGCUAAACUCCUGCAAGCAGUCCUCAUGUCUUAAGGGUCCCGGGUGCACCCCGGCACUGUGUGGGCUUUGGAAAUACUAACUCCUCCGGGGGCAGCGGGCCCUGGGGAGGCAGAUAAGGAAGCUGACCGUUGUAACCCAGGGAAAGAGCGCUACGAUAGCAGAGCCACCAGAGUGCUUGGCAAGCACGGAUAAGGGGUGGUCUGAGUCUGUUUGGGCUGCUAUAACAAAACCCCACAGACUGGGUGGCUUCUAAACAGAAGAAAUUUACUCCUCCUUGUUCUGGCGGCUGGAUGUCAGAUGAGGGUGCAGGCAUGGUCAGGUGAGGGCCCCCUUCCCAAUCACAGACUUCUCCUUGGGUCCCCACCUGGCAGAAGGGGCUGGGGAGCUCUGUGGGGUCUCUUGCAUAAGAGCACUCAACCCAUUCAUGAGGCCUCCACCCUUAGGAUCUAAUCACCUCCCAAAGGAACUAUCUUCUACCACUAUCACACUGGGUGUUAGGAGUCCAACGUGUGCAUCUGGGAGAACACAGACUAUCACGGGGACUUCAAAACCAUGCUCAGCAGAAGAGAAAGUUUCCCAGAGGAGGUGCCAGUUGAGCUGAGUUUGAAGGACAAACAGCCAGACAAAGGGAAGGUUAUUCCACAUGAAGGGACACUGUGUGACAAAGACUCAGAGGCCUGAGAUAGUACCCCGGGCUCAAGCAUAGCCAAAGCCCAGUCACAGGAAUCUGUGAACCCAGUCAUCAUGCAGCCCAUGUUAUCAGGGACUAAACAGAUACAGAGCUGAUUUUUUUUUUCUUUUUUGGCUUCAAGAUACACAGUAAUGGGGCCCUCCUGGCUCUGUGCCCUGAGGUAGCAUCAGCGGGGGGGUGGGGGGAGCCAGUGAGUUACUUAGUCUGGUUUAUUCUUCUCAAACUAGCUCCCAGUAUCCAUCCCUUACAAAGAGAUGAAAAACCUCCUCUAAAUUACAUUUUAAUUAAAAUUUUGCCAGGCGUAUUGGUUCACAGAGUAGGAACUGUAUCUUCCCCCUACGCUCCCUUGGGUAAAUUGGGACAUUUGCUGACAGCAAUCUUUGGGAACCCUCCCAGUCUCCAUUCGUUUUUUCUGGGAUCAAGAACAUUGUCUCUGUUGGCCUCUCUGUAGAUUUGUCCAGGGGCCUGGCCUGGGAGCCUGCAGGGCCUGGGGAUUUGGACUUUAACUGACUAAAAGAACACACCACAUCCCCUGCCUUCGUGUCCAGCGUUGUUCUGAUGAUGCUUCUUUAAAUCUUUCUAGUUAAGACCACUUGGCUUCUGUGGAGAGGCUACACACCGAACGGGAGUUGGGUCAUCUUAACUGUCUCUACCCUCUGUUAACAUGCUCCAUGAUCCCCAAGCAAUGGGCCCCAUCCCUUUUUUAAUCAUAAAUAAAAAUAAUCCACUACUACCCCACCUUUUUGUUUUCUUUUUCUCUCUCUCUUUUUUUUUUUUUUUUUUUUGUCA